AUGGAUGUUUACCGGACUAUGCUGGAUAGAGUGCGGAUUCCCGUCACUCGCCCUGCUGGUGCCACUACAGAUCCCCCUCCUCGUGCUGCAACGGCGGUGGAGGUCAUCCAAUUGGCGGUGAUGUGGAGGGUGGCUAGGUUGGCAUUCUCAUUGCCUGACAUUGACAUCUUGGCACCCUAUCCAGCAGGUGGGUCAGGAAGGAAGAUGACACGUGAAGCGGCUGAGAGUGUCAUGCUGGACAAGGACAUGGUCAAGAUCACUAGUGGUGGAGGUGCUGGUGUUCAAGGUGAGCCUGGGCAGGGUCAGUCGCGAAAUGCGCGAAAACGUCGUGCCGAAAAGCAGCGACAGGAUGAGGAGGAGGAGAUCGGGUGUUCGGUCUGGUCUGAAGAUGAUGAGGCUGAGCUCACGGUUGUGCAUGACAAUGACUAUAGUUUGAAUUCGAGUCAAUGUGAAGAAGUUGAUGUACAGCAGCAAGCAACUGACCAGCAGUUGCCCAGGCGGUUUCGAUUUGGUGAAUUCUUUGCAGGCAUGGGUGGAUUGUCCACAGCGAUGAUGUUUGUUCUGGAAUCUUGGAUCUCUUUGGGCAGCAUUGAGAGAAUGGAUGCCUAUGAGGACAGUUGGAACAUUCUGAAUGAUGGCGACUUUGCGAAGAGCAAGGAGCUUUGUCAAACUGGUCUCGAUCAUGGCCACUUUGCCCCGCCAUGUCGUACAUUGACUGAAGCCCGCAGAACAGAUGAGCAUGGUGCCGUAGCAAUCAUGAGAUCGCCCAUGUGGCCUGAAGGUUGGGGCCACCCAGACGCCAUCGAAGCGAAUGAGAUUGUCACUCGCAUGGUGGUCCUAUGCUUGCUGUUGCACAACUCAGGCAAGACGUUUGCGAUUGAGAACCCGUUCAACUCGUUCCUAUGGUUGCUCAAGGACAUGCAGAAGCUCAUGAAGUUGAGGACUGCAGAGCUGGUGCUGUUGCACCAGUGUUGCUAUGGGGCCCAAACUAUGAAGCCCACUGGACUGCUGACAACGGCUCCUUGGAUGAAGAUGGUGAGGAGUUUAUGUCACGAAGUGAGGGCACAUCGCCAUUUGACAGAGGGGCUUGUUGGCAAGGUCUGGAGCUAUCUGGAUGAAAGGGUAGUGUGGAGGUCUUCGUUGGCUGCGGAGUACCCGUGUGGCUUAUGCAUGGCAUGGGCUGAGGCUUUGAAGAAGUGGCUGUUUUCAGAUGAGGGCAUUCACUGGAUGAGACGAAAUAGUUUGAUUUUGGUUGGCAAAUGGGGAAACCAACUUGUCAGAGCAGACUUGGUCGAGAAGCAGGCGAACGAGCACAAACCAGUUGCGAGCUUGGCAUCGGUCAGGUCUGAGGAGAACAACAAGUGCAUUGGUGGCUUGAGGAGUGCAAGGGCAUCAGUCAUGAAGUCCAGGUCGCUUCGGAAGCUGGGCAAAAGAGUGAGGAAGCUGUUUGAGUCCAAGCGAGAUGAUCGAGUUUUGGCUAUGUGGGAGGAAAAUGUUCAGAAUGGAUUGCCUGAAGAAUGGAUCAACGAGAACAGGUAUGCCCUAGCACAGGAGUUUGGUGUGCAAAUCAACGUGGGUGGCGGAUUCCAGUCUUCACUUUGGAAGGCAUUGCUGGUGGAGGCUGAAGAUUGUGAAGCUCAGUAUUUACCAGCUUGGAUGGCUGAAGGGUUUCCGCUGGGAAUCCACAAGCCGAUCACUCCAUCAGGGGCGUUUCCACUGGUGGAAGGUGAUACUUCAGCAGUGGAGGCUUCGCGGGCAGAAGGCAGAGUCAUGCAUGAUCUUGAUGGCAGUCAUUCAAACUACAUCAGUUUUGAGGAGGCUGGUAUGAAGGGCCAAGACAUCUUGGACGACAUGGUGCGCAAGGGUCGUGCAGUUUGCUACUACUCUUGGGAUGAUGUUGUCAAGACACUGGGGCCUGAAGCAAGACUCACAAAGCUUGGUUGCAUCGUGAAGCUGCGUCCGGACCACACAGAAAAAGUGAGGAUCAUAGUUGAUUCAAGACGCAGUGGAGUCAACGGGCUCACUUCAAUACAUGAACGCGUGGUUCUGCCUCGAGUUACAGACAUCACUAGCACGUGGUAUCGGUUGACCAGAUCGCAUGAAGGUUCCAAGGUGAUCGAGAUGAUGACUGCGGAUUUCAAGGAUGCCUUCAAUAUGCUGCAGUUGGCUGAUGCUGAGAAACCAAUGGUCAUCGUGAAAGGCAUGGAUGGCGAACAGGGUCAACCCAGGUACUAUGCGUUUCAAGUAGUCGUUUUUGGACUGGCACCUGGCCCAUUGCUCUGGGGGCGAGUUGCAGCAGCGGCCAUGAGAUUGGCGCAGGCGCUGAUGUUGCCUGACGAAGCUGAGGUGGCAACGUUUGUGGAUGACCCACUCAUACUGGCAGCAGGCGCUACCAAAAGAGAGCGCACGUGGUCGUUUGCAAAAUUUGUGGUUCUCUGGUUGGUGCUUGGAUUGGAACUUUCAUGGCCCAAGGCACACCGUGGCUUUGAGGUGGACUGGAUUGGGUUUAGUUUGAGCAUUUCCAACAAGCAGGGCGCUUGGGCCAUUCAGGUGCAGCUCAUGGAAGCGAAGAAGGAGAAGCUGAAGGCUGUGGUUGACGAUUUGAUCAGUCACAAAGGAGUGCUACCGUUGGCCAAGCUUCAGUUGGCAGUGGGCAUCUUGGGCUGGAUCACAUCAUCUAUGCCCAUGGCAAGACCUUUUGUGGCCAUGAUAUGGGCAGCCAUCUUGCAGCAUGACAGACCUAAGGCUUCCACAACCAGGGUGAGAAAGGGGCUGGUCUUUGUGAAGCAGGUUCGCCACGCACUUCAGUGGUUGCAAUCCUUGUUGUGUGAGUUCGAUGCUCGUCACGGGGGGCUGAAGCGCACAGUGAGAUGGCGACCAUUUGCACCAGUUGUAGUUAUUCAGACAGAUGCAUGUCCAACGGGAUUAGGAGGUUUCAUCAUGGUCCACAACAAAAUUGUUGCAUAUUGGUUUGACAAAGUCACCAAUGAGGAUCAAGAGGUUUUAGGUGUCGUUUACGGGGAUCCCUCUUUUCAAAGCGAGUUAGAACUUUUAGCUGUCCUUGUUUCGCUUCGGGUCUUCAAGCGAUGGCUCAGUACAGAUUCAGGGCCUGCUGGAAUCUUGUUGAAGACUGACAACACUGCCACGCUUCAGGCUGCAAUGGAAUUGCGUGGCAAGUCAGUGCUCAUGGCACAGCUAGCUUCAGAAGUGGCUUUAGAAAUUGAAGCCAUACAGGUCCCAUACCUAUGGGGCCAGCAUGUGGCAGGGAUCCUCAAUGACAUUGCUGACAAACUUAGUCGUAUGCAUGAACACUCAGCGGUGCCAGCUGAGCUCAGUGACGCGGAAUGUGUCACAGGGCCACUGCGCACGGUAGACUUUUACAAGUCAUGGCAGCUCACCAGAUAA
This is a messenger RNA of Durusdinium trenchii, 3405 nucleotides long. Lineage: Eukaryota; Dinophyceae; Suessiales; Symbiodiniaceae. The record is from the annotation of a GenBank genome assembly.